This is a messenger RNA of Endocarpon pusillum Z07020, 363 nucleotides long. RefSeq lists its product as uncharacterized. The coding region runs from base 1 to 363 and encodes 120 amino acids. The record is from RefSeq and is a predicted model, not a curated record. Lineage: Eukaryota; Fungi; Ascomycota; Eurotiomycetes; Verrucariales; Verrucariaceae. The transcript is spliced from 3 exons.
AUGUCGCUUCCUCGUCGGUGGACUGAUCAGUCGAAUCGAUCCAACAGACAGCUCCUCAAGCCUGGGAGCUUCAGCAUUCGUCGUUCGCAAACGGAGGCGACCUCGUCAGAACCUAAGCUCUACGAGUGCAUGUUCGCUCGAUAUCAACUUUCACCGGAAACGCUGCUCAAAUGGCUAGAAGACAAUUUUCCAGAUUACAAACCGUUUGAUAUAAAGGUCGGCAACGACCAGUACAAGUUUCGAUUGCCUAGGAACCUGGAUGAGAAAGACAAGCGCGAGCUCCUGCGACUCCGUGACCAAGAUGUCAGGGAUCCAAACCGUCGCUCAGAGUCCCCAGUGCCUGAUCAGCACUCAAAUCCAUGA